UGAUGAAAAGGGCAAUGAAUUAUAUCUGGAUCAUCGCUUUUAUCAUUUUAUUCCUUGAUUAUUCUAGGGCACAGGAGAAACCAAAGAACGGUAUUGACGUUGCGAGUUGCUAUAAUAAAACAGAUUGCCUAACAAAGGGCAUAUCACCAAAUUCAGUCUGCAUUGGUAGAAUUUGUAGAUGCGACCAUGGCUAUUAUGGGGUGUUCGAGUCUACUGUUUGUGAAAAAAAGCACGUUAUUGGGACGUCUUGUUUUAAUGACAGUCACUGUGUAAACGGGACAUCAGAUUGGAAAUGUCUUGGAUAUCGCUGUCGUUGUGCGCAGGAAGGGGAGUACACGCCAGACGGAACAGAUGGUGUUUGCAGAAGAAGAAACCGAGUUGGCAUGACCUGUCUAAGUGAUCUGUUUUGUCAAGAAAACUUGCAACAAAGUAUUUGCAGCAAUGGAAUUUGUCGAUGUAAAUCCCCUUACUACGGCGAUUUGGGGGGAUCUAGCUGUGUCAUUGCUUCAGGAGUAGGAUCUGUCUGUUUAUCUAACGCUACAUGCAAUAGAUAUGCGACAGAAGACCUACUUGUAUGUAACAUACCUAGUGGCGCUUGGAUAGGAAUAUGUAACUGUGCCAAUGGCUACUUUGGUGCUCUUGGUUCUUCUACGUGUGAAAACAAAACUGUGAUUGGAACAUAUUGCGACAGCUCUAACCUAUGUAACACCUCAAUCCCAAACAGCCAGUGCACAAAUGGCCAGUGCACGUGUGCAGAUGGUUUCUACGGCGUGGAAGGCACAGCGUUAUGUAAUAUAUUACGAUAG
This is a messenger RNA of Lingula anatina, 806 nucleotides long. RefSeq lists its product as uncharacterized. The record is from RefSeq and is a predicted model, not a curated record. NCBI's taxonomy places the organism in Eukaryota, Metazoa, Brachiopoda, Lingulata, Lingulida, Lingulidae. Gene Ontology annotation, molecular function: calcium ion binding.